AUGGAGGUCGCAGCGCAGCACACCAAGGAGCUCAUCGAGCGCGAGCUUUCGUCGCCGUCGACGGCGCCGCAGACCUCGAGCGACGCCGCCGCGUUCGACCCCGUGGAGCUCGGACUCGAGUCGGACUUCGUGCUCACCAACUUCAGCGCGCUCAAGGGCUGCGGCUGCAAGCUGCCCCAGGCCAAGCUGCUCGGCUACCUGGACAACCUGGCCAACGACCUCAAGCCCAACGAGACGCCGGGCAUGGACUCGAGCGUGGUCAAGAUCUCGCACGGCCAGGACCUGUACCUCGUGUCCACCACCGACUUCUUCUUCCCCAGCGUCGAGGACCCGUACGUGCAGGGCAAGAUCGCCUGCGCCAACGUGCUGUCGGACGUCUACGCCAUGGGCGUCACCGAGGUGGACACCAUGCUCAUGAUCCUCGGCGUGUGCCGCGACAUGAGCGAGAAGCAGCGCGACGUCGUCACCACGCAGAUGAUCCGCGGCUUCAACGACCUGGCCAGGCGCGCGCAGACCAACGUCACGGGCGGCCAGACGGUCAUGAACCCGUGGCCCAUUGUCGGCGGCGUCGCCAUGAGCGUGCGCAGCGAGAGUCAAAUUAUCCGCCCGGAGAACGCCGUGGUCGGGGACGUGAUCAUCCUCACGAAGCCGCUCGGCACGCAGGUGGCUGUAAACCUCUUCCAGUGGAAGAAGAAGCCUGAGCGCUGGCACCGCGUGGACAAGGUCGUGACCCCGGAGGACGCCGAUGUUGCGUUCCGAAUGGCGUCCGAGUCCAUGAGCCGUCUCAACCUGAACGCUGCCAAGAUGAUGCACAAGUACGGCGCCCACUCAGCGACUGACGUGACGGGCUUUGGCAUCCUUGCCCACGCGCGCAACCAAGCCAAGUCGCAGCUGGGCGACGUGUCGUUCGAGCUCCACACGCUCCCAAUCAUCAAGAACAUGGUCAAGGUGAACGAGACCAUCGGCAACUCGUUCAAGCUGCUGGACGGCUUCGCCGCGGAGACGUCUGGCGGUCUGUUGCUGUGUCUGCCGGCAGAGAACGCGGACGCUUUCAUCAAGGAACUGCGUGAGCUGGAUGGCAUGCCUGCGUGGGUAGUCGGCCGCGUGGUUGCAGGCUCAAAGGAUGCUCACAUUGUGCCGAACCCCACCAUCCUCGAGAUCUCGCCAGAAGACUAG
Phytophthora sojae is the source of this 1176-nucleotide messenger RNA. RefSeq lists its product as hypothetical. NCBI's taxonomy places the organism in Eukaryota, Oomycota, Peronosporomycetes, Peronosporales, Peronosporaceae. The transcript is spliced from 3 exons. Gene Ontology annotation, biological process: L-selenocysteine biosynthetic process. The record is from RefSeq and is a predicted model, not a curated record. The coding region runs from base 1 to 1176 and encodes 391 amino acids. Gene Ontology annotation, molecular function: ATP binding; selenide, water dikinase activity. Gene Ontology annotation, cellular component: cytoplasm.